Taeniopygia guttata (zebra finch) is the source of this 679-nucleotide messenger RNA. It is a transcript of the gene PFDN5, whose product is annotated as prefoldin subunit 5. Gene Ontology annotation, cellular component: cytoplasm; prefoldin complex. The record is from RefSeq and is a predicted model, not a curated record. Gene Ontology annotation, biological process: RNA polymerase I assembly; RNA polymerase III assembly; protein folding. Lineage: Eukaryota; Metazoa; Chordata; Aves; Passeriformes; Estrildidae.
CCGCCAGGGGGCGCUGUCGGCCCGGCUGAGGGCGGCGCGGGCGGGCCAAGAUGGCGCAGGCCGUGAGCGUGGCCGAGCUGGGGCUGCCGCAGCUGGAACUGCUCAAAGGGCAGCUGGAGCAGGAGGUGGAGUUCCUGUCCUCGUCCCUGGCGCAGCUCAAGGUGGUGCAGACCAAGUUUGUGGAGGCCAAGGAGUGCCUGAACGUCCUUCACAAGGGCAACGAGGGCAAGGACCUCCUUGUGCCGCUCACCAGCUCCAUGUACGUGCCGGGCAAGCUGCAGGACGUGCGCACGGUCCUGGUGGACGUUGGCACCGGCUACUACGUGGAGAAGUCUGCCGAGGACGCCCGGGCGUUUUUCAAGCGCAAAAUCGAAUUCCUGACACGGCAGAUGGAGAAAAUCCAACCGGCCCUGCAGGAGAAGCACGCCAUGAAGCAGGCCGUGCUGGAGAUGCUGGCGCAGAAGCUGCAGGCGCUGACGGCGGCUCCGGCGGGGGCCAAGGCCUAACCCCCCCAAAAAAAAUCCUGAAAUUUCGGGGUGCAGCCCACCCGAAACUGCGCUGGGCAUUUGGGGGUGUGACCCCCCCCAAAAAAAAUCCGGGAUUUGGGGGUGCAGCCCCCCCAAAAUCCCGAUCCCCCCCCCUGUUUUGUAGCAGCCCUGGAAUAAAGGAGAGACAGCUC